Sander lucioperca (pikeperch) is the source of this 3160-nucleotide messenger RNA. It is a transcript of the gene toporsa, whose product is annotated as topoisomerase I binding, arginine/serine-rich a. Gene Ontology annotation, molecular function: ubiquitin protein ligase activity. The transcript has 3 exons. NCBI's taxonomy places the organism in Eukaryota, Metazoa, Chordata, Actinopteri, Perciformes, Percidae. Gene Ontology annotation, biological process: protein monoubiquitination; protein polyubiquitination. The coding region runs from base 187 to 2631 and encodes 814 amino acids. The record is from RefSeq and is a predicted model, not a curated record.
AUUGUUCAACUUUUCUCGAACGUCCUAACUGUAGAGGUCCUAGCCUAACUAGCUAACGCUAGAUAGCUAGCUAUAACGCAAUACAUCCAUGCUAUAACGCCCUAGCUUACUUAGCUAGGUAGCGUGCUAACUUUAGCUAACCAAGUUCGUGGGCUGAGUUCGCUGUUUCGAUUAGUGGUAGCACGAAUGUACCUUCGACAGAAUAGUUUGUAUAAAAGUCGGGAUUGUUUAGAUAAUACCAUCACUUCAAUCCGACGUAUUUCCAACUGUUUACCGACAAGAACGAUCAUGUCAGCAAUCAAGAUUGCCCUGCAGCAGAGCCAGAAAAAGGGCAGAAGGAAAACCUCUGAAGCAAUGUCUGCAGAGGUGUCCCCAGACUCCAAGUGUCCCAUCUGUUUGGACAUAUUUAACAACAUUUCUUACCUGAACGUCUGCCUACACAAGUUCUGUUUCCGCUGUAUUCAGGAGUGGUCGAAGAACAAAGCUGAGUGCCCUCUAUGCAAACAGCCAUUUAAUUCAAUCUAUCACAGUAUAAAAUCAGAUCAAGACUUUAAGAAGUAUGACCUGCAGCCGGUGGAUAAUGGCUCUUUCGGGACUUUUGGGGGAGUGCGGUUUAGAUACCGCACAACUCUUACUGGAGUCCAUCGACAGAUGCGGGGAAGGACCUCUCCACCUCCAGACAAUGGAGUAAUGUUUGAAGCCUCAGCAAACCCUCCACAACAGCCGCAGGACCGCUACAUCCGGCGGAUGAUGAAGAGGUUGGCAGCCAAGAGGAGAGCUGCGAGUGAAGGCAGGGCAGUGAACAGUGUCAGAGAGCAGGAAAUGGUAAACUUCAGGAGGGAACUGUACCGACGGGGGGUGAGGAUUCGGAGUGUCCGGGAUGGAGGCCGCUCCCGAGACACCUCAGCUGAGUUCUUCCGAAGAAAUCCUGCCUGCCUACAUAGACUGAUCCCCUGGCUAAAAAGAGAACUCAUUGUGCUAUAUGGGGCCCAUGGCUCUUUGGUCAACAUAGUUCAACACAUCAUCAUGUCACGCAUUACACGUUAUGAUAUGGAGGAUGGAGCUAUUCAGGAAGAGCUCAGGCCGUUCCUCCAGGGACGCACAGAGCACUUUUUGCAUGAGUUCAUCAGCUUUGCAAAGUCCCCCUUCAAUAUGGAGGCCUAUGACCAGCAUGCUGCCUACGACUGCCCCGCCCCUUCCUCAAAUGAAGACAGCAGUUCCAAUUCAUCUGUAAUAGCUAUCUCAGAGGAUGAGGAAGACUCAGUGGAGUUGGACCCCCCAGGAGACUCCACGUCUACUUUGAGCCACUCUGCCUGGGAUGAUGAGACGCCUGGGCCAUCAUAUUCUACGACAGCGGAGCAGAGCAGGGCCGAGUGUCUGUCAGUCCUCGACUUAGACUCCGAUUCAGACAGCAGUUUAGAGGAGGAGACACAGGAGUUUGGGGCCUCUCCACAGCAAAUGACUCCUCAUAACCAAACAGAUGUGGCACACGGUGGAGUUAACAAUGAAGAGUGUCUGUCUUAUGACAGCGAUGACUGUGUCAUUAUAAAUUUCAUUAAGCCAACAGCAGAGAGGACUCCUGAACUGGUUCAGCUCUCCUCUGACUCUGAUGAGUCUGCUAGUGAAGAUAUUAAAGCAGUGCCUCUUCUACCUCAACACAUCCGCUUCUCCAGUCUCAGUCCCAUAGCUUCACAGAGUAGUGAUCCAAGUGGUGCUGGACAGUCAGAAAAUGCAGAAACGGACCACUAUCAUCAGUUUCAUUCAAAAGACCGAUGUAGCUCUUCGACAUAUAGCAGACACAAGACAUCCAGUAAGUUAGACAGAAAAGACACAGGUAGAAGAUUUGACAGUAAUGAUAGAUCUAGAGAGAGGCACUUGUCUAAGGACAGAGACCAUAGGAGAAAGAGGAGGUCAAGAAGUGCAGAGCGCAGGCACUCUAGCAGGAGCCCGGUGAUCUCCCCCAGCAGCACUCGAUCCAGAGAAAGAGGUUCUUCUUAUUCCAGUAGCAAAGACUACUCAAAAUGUGACCGUAAUUAUAAAAGGAGAGACUGUGGUUACAGCUAUCAAUCAAAUAGGCAUUACAGCCAAGAGAGAAAUAAUAGCGGGAUGAAUUACACAGAGAAUCGGUCCUACUAUUACAGUAUUCGCAACUACUCAGAUCGGCACUCUUGCUCCAGGAGCCACAGCAGAGAUUCGCGGAGACGAGACAGGGGGCAUUCUCGUUCGAGGACUUGUUCCAGCAGUCGCUCCCCUUCAACGAAAAGUAGAUAUCACACUAAUAAGCCUGGUGGGAAGAGGAAAUACAAAACAAGACAUUUGGAAGAGGCAUCCAAAAACACACUUCCCCACUCAAAUACUAACGGUGACUCCCCCGUGUUGUCAACAAAACAUAAGAAAAAGAGCAAAGAGAAGCAUCGUAAAAAAUCCAAAGACAGGUCAAGAAAGAUUAGCAGGAGCCUCAGCGUGGAGCUCGUCAAUGAGGAAAACUCUAAUGAGCGGAGCAAGCAUCACCAUAAGAAGAAGAAGAAACACAAGAAGAAAAGUAAAAGGCACAAGAGUAACGAACGCACAGAGAAACACUUGCCCACUGUCAUCACCAUUGAUAGUGACAGCGAUUCUUUUUGCGAAUGACAGUGUUCAGAUGGCUUCACCGUUAGCAGCUAAUGUCUGCCAGAAGUAUUUUACAUCAAAACAAUGUUCAAUAUGUUGAAGGUCACCAGACCUUGACGGAUAUAGUGAAUACACAUAUCCCUUUAAAUGCCACCGCAAGUGUUUUCUACUGCAACAAUUCAUUGGACACUGGCUUACACGAUUGUAUUAGCCAACACCUAAAAUAAUCUUAUUGUACGUGCAAAGUGCCACUAUGAACAAGGAACAAGCAGAAUGGAAUCAUUGGGAGUCGCACAUCUUUUUUAAGUGUCAAUUCUUAUUCAAGAAAUUCAUUUUCUUUAAUGGAUGUAUUUUAUUUUAAGGUGGUCUCAGGGAUAAUAUUGAUUACAGUGAUUUUUUUUUUUUUUGUCAUCACAAUUCAGCUAUAUUCUUAAUGCAAAACAAAUUCUACUUGCACAUGGAGUAGUACUUAUUAUCCGCGGAUGAUGUUUGGAUUUCAGACUUGGCUCUUUUGUAUUCAAUUUUAUUUAAAAUAAAUUGUAAUGAGCAA